Molecule: messenger RNA, 1050 nt
Organism: Haliotis rubra (blacklip abalone)
Lineage: Eukaryota; Metazoa; Mollusca; Gastropoda; Lepetellida; Haliotidae
Product: RNA polymerase I-specific transcription initiation factor RRN3-like
Exons: 4
Coding region: 222-665 (147 amino acids)
Biological process (GO): transcription initiation at RNA polymerase I promoter
Cellular component (GO): nucleus
Molecular function (GO): RNA polymerase I general transcription initiation factor activity; RNA polymerase I core binding
Source: RefSeq, a predicted model, not a curated record
CAACCACCACCAGAUCUAAACACACACACAGCCACCCCAUCAAACACUCACAGGCACACACAGCCACCACCACCACCUAUGCCUCAUCCACAGCCACCAGGACUGCCACAGAAGAAAUGAACAAUUCUUAAAGGCUAUUUAUUUAUAUUGUUUUGUUAGACGUUUUAAAUCAUUUUACAGGUUACAAAUGGGCUGAAGGACUACAUUUGCAGAGGAUUGUUAUGUGCAGAUUGAACCCAUUAAGAUCAUGUUUGCCUCUUGUGGCUGAAACCUUCUCUUCUGUAACGAGAAUUUACCAGCUUGCAUUUUGUGACACAAUCAUAGAGAAGAACAAGCGUUGCACAAUCCCUGUGUCCACACAGAAUAAUGAUGGGUUUACUGUGCAGACUGAAAUUUUGGAAUCAUUUUUCCCAUUUGAUCCUUACUUGCUUAACAGGUCUGGAGAACUAAUCAGGCCUCUGUACAGGGAAUACACUGGUGGUGCUGUGUCCACUCUUCAUGAGAACCAAGAUAUGCAGACUGAAGAUGAUGACUUCCUCACAGAAACGGAAAACAAGGUUGGCCCAUCAGUUACGCCAGGGCCUCACUUAGGAUUUAGCUGGAAACCACCUGCUAGUACAGACUUCCUAAAUUAUGGCACAUCACCUGGUUUCAAACAUGUUUAGAUAUCCCAUUCACUGUUUAAGGCAAACUGUAAGAUACAUAUAUAUAUAUAUCAUGUUGUCAUUGAUUAUGUGUCAUAAAGGAGGUACAAUACCUGUGUUGGUAAUAUGUCUCCCAGAUAUUCCUACAGUGAUGCAAUCAAGUGCUCAAAUCAUCUUGUACAUAAGAAUGUUAUCAUGUAUAACUCUUUUACAGCCCAGAGAUGAGUCAUGUCAAGCUCAUCCUCAAGGUUUUACUCUUUACUGAAGAAGGAUUAAAUGAUGGUCAUGAAAUGUUUGUACAUUUUACCCUAUCAGCAAGACUGAGACCUGGAACACUCAUAUAUAUUAGGUCCAUUGAAAAUGUAUGCCAUUUGCCAUUUUUGCUGAAGUAAAAGUAUUUAAGUCA